AUGGUGAUCGUCUCGUAUCAUAUGGUGCAGCCGCAGAAGACAAAGAAGAAGCAAAGGAAGGAAAUGAGGGCGACGGACUCGAUGGCGGAGAUGAAGGACCAGAUUACAGUGUCCACAAUCGGGAAGGAGAAAUCGAUGUCCGGCCACCGCACGAGCGCCGCCAACCGCCGCGGUUCGAAGCUGCUCAAACUGCUAAGGCUAAGGCUGCUGCUCCAGCUUGGUGUGAAGUACGAGGCGAACAGCCUCGGCCACCGGAAAUAUGACGUCGGAAGGUUGAAGCUAACGUCAAGCCACCGGAAAACUGUCAUGGACGACCAUGUCGGCAUUAUCGGAGACUUUGUGUGUGUGCGCGGGCGCGCAGCGAGGUUUAGAGGUACAGUAGACGAGAGAUAUGAAAGGGUGAAGUCUUGUCUUUUGGGCUGGGUUUUAAUUACGAAAAUUUGA
This is a messenger RNA of Fraxinus pennsylvanica, 444 nucleotides long. Lineage: Eukaryota; Viridiplantae; Streptophyta; Magnoliopsida; Lamiales; Oleaceae. The record is from the annotation of a GenBank genome assembly.